AUGUGGUACAAGUGGUUCACGUUACUGCUGGUGUCGUGCGCACUGGUGCAGGCAGAAGACGGAGGGUACGCCGGACCGGUGACAGAGGGGACUGGUCAGGUUACAGUCGUAACUGGCCCGGUUUCAGAUGUAACCGGUCCGGUUGGGGAAGUAACUGACCGUGGUAGAAAAGCAGACCGAGAUGAUUUAAUUCGGACCAGUGCGGCUAAUCCCGUCACCGGCGAUAUUAUCAGUCAGGUUGGAGAUGCCAGUGACACUCAUCUAGAAAAUGAUGCCGUUAACACUGAUGUAACAGAAAUUCCUGGACCAGUCGCAACGACUAGAGCUCCUCCUCGUACCCUAGACAGACAAGCUGCUGAACUAGCGUGGCGCUCGUGGCUUCAAAGUCCGGAAAGCGGUAACCCCAAUGGACCAGCAAGGAGAAUCACUACUAAGUCACUCUUUAUCACACCACUAAUUUGUCCAAAAGGCCAGAGACUCGACAGAAACGGAUGUGUGCAGACCGUGACAUUAAAUAAGGACGAACAUGAAAGAAUAUUACUUGAUCAACUGAAUGCAUUGUUCAUGAAUUCAACACCUUCCAACAAUGCAGAGGAUCUUUACGACUAUGGGGAAGAAGAACCUGGUCCCCUACAGCUAACAAUACCUAUAGGCCUGGACCCUCAAUCACAUCAGAAUAUUGAUAAAAAAGGUGAGAACGGAAUGUUGAAUGAUGCCAGCAUUGAAGCUGAAUUAGAGCUACUAAAAUUGCAACAACAAAAUAUGCGCCAAAAUGAUACUGCUGUGGAUAAUACAAAUAUUUUGUCACACAAUGUACUAAAUAACUUAUUGACAUACUCUGAUAAACCAAAACGGGACAGUCCUAUACAAAACUCUACCGAAUCACAAGAGACCACAGACAAAGGACAAAAGGAAGAAGUUUUUGGACAAGUAAACGUGGACCCUGUUUUGUAUGAUACUGAUAUUCAAAAUGAAGAGCCUGCAGCUUCUAAUGACCCCGUAAAAGACAAUGGGUCAGUUAAUGGUACUAAUACUGAGACGCUUAACAAAAACCAAACAAAUGCCGAUCAGUCAGAGUCUCUGUCAUCUCUUACAGUAAAAAAUGCAGAUACAACGAAACUUAACCCAGAAAACGAUUACUCCGAUAUUGGAGAAGCGAUAAAAUUGAUAAGUAGAUAUGCUGAAGUAUCGACAGACGAUAAUUUUCCUAAAGACGUAGUUAGAGAUCCAGUCGAGGACUCAGUACUUGGCACACGUACUAAACUUCAAUAUCGCCGAAACCGGCCCAAAGUUUCGAACAAUUUAAGCGAUAUUCCAUCUUUUAACCAACCUGAGGUAACUAAAGAAGCCAUAUUAGCAGAAUCUCUUCGAGGGAGACCUGGAGUAUAUUACAGAUACCCUAAUGAUAACUUCGCGCCGCCACCGAACUAUCCAUUCAAACGCUUACAAGAUUACUGGCCCGGAAGGAAUCAAAUAGGAGGGGUAUACAACAAUAUGCAUGAGAAUCCAAAGAGACACCAUCACUCCUAUCCACAUUAUUUUCGCCCUCGUGGUUAUCCGGGUUUACCUGACCCUUACUCAGGAUUGUAUCCAGCAUAUCAGCUGUACCCACACAAAGUACAACAGAACGCUAGUCCGAUUAGAUCUCACCCUAACGAUCAGGAUAUGUACAGCCUUCUCGGCCUAAGACAUUGGUUUAGCAGCGAGGGCGCGUCAAAGAGAUAG
Messenger RNA from Pieris macdunnoughi, 1725 nucleotides. The record is from the annotation of a GenBank genome assembly. Lineage: Eukaryota; Metazoa; Arthropoda; Insecta; Lepidoptera; Pieridae.